UCACGUGUGCAUCCUGGUUAAAGGGACAAAGGAUAUGAUUUGCUUUGUGCGUUUGACGAUACGCAACUCCCAGGAGAGUGCAUGAAGGUCCAGCGGGACCGCCAGAACCACAAUGUCUGGUUCAACUUACCAAAGGUUAAAUAUCUGGCUUCAGAGAAGGUGCUUCUCCAUCAGCCACUAGGUAUGGUGCUGCUGCGAAGGGGCGUACUUGUACAAGAUCCACGAUGAGAUGACACGGUAGCGGAGCUGAUCAACGUAAAGUCAUUAUGCCGAGGGGCAAAUCAGGUCUGGUGACGAUUUUGGCCGCCAGAAGCACUCGUGGCUCCCGCGGCGACAACCACAGAGCCAUCGGCGCGAAUUCGCUUCCGGGAGGAUGCUUUCCGACAAUCGAACGUGCGUUGCUGAAGGACACAACAAUACUUGGCAUGAGGCAUUCGAUGACAGACACUUUUGUGACGUGGGAUGGCGCUUAGCUAGCUGGAAGGCUGGGUGUGGUGCGCUCGAUUCGGUCCCCGAGGAUCUGUCUUUUGAUUCGCGAGAGUGGCAACAAUGUGAUCGACUUACGAGCUUCACUGCCCGUUGCAUGUGGUUGGAUGAGACAGAUUGCCGACAGAAUGAACAUGCCAACUCUCGCGGAACCUGCCUCAGAGGGUUCCUGGAUACAUUUCAUCGAUGCAGGUGUACUGGGAGAGCAGUCAAUUAGAUUGCCUAUCGUUAUUGGGAUUCAUGAAGAAGC
Pseudocercospora fijiensis CIRAD86 is the source of this 736-nucleotide messenger RNA. RefSeq lists its product as uncharacterized. Bases 374 to 703 code for a protein of 109 amino acids. NCBI's taxonomy places the organism in Eukaryota, Fungi, Ascomycota, Dothideomycetes, Mycosphaerellales, Mycosphaerellaceae. The record is from RefSeq and is a predicted model, not a curated record. The transcript has a single exon.